AUGCAGUGUAUAAAUUUGAACAAAAUAUACGGAUACUUUUUGAUUUUUCAAUAUAUUGUCUACAAAAUUGUUGGAUUGUCGCCUUGGACUUUGGAAUUGUCGAAAAUAAAACAAAAUUUGUUUUUGUCAAAACAAAACUGGAGAAUUAAUCAAACUCAAAACAACAUCUGCAAAAUUUCGUACGUCGGAUCUGGCUACAACGUUUUUUUGGUAUUAGUAUAUGCGCUGUAUCAUUUUUACUAUCAAUUUUUUUCCGAAGAAAGUGGCGGUAGUAUCUUUAACAACCAGACUUAUAAGAUGAUCAUGAACGUGGCUUCGUUUAUUACAACCGUGAGUUUCAGCUGGAUUUUUAUCUUCUUUGUUUCUACACAGAAAUCUAUGAUAAACAUUAUCGACCGGUUGAUCAGUGUCAAUAAAAAAUUGAACAUAAGUGCAGAUUCUUACUCAAAAGAUUUUUUGAGUUACUUCAUUGUCAUUACUAACUUCUUAGUUUCACUUGUGAAGAUUCUGUUAGUGCUGCCAAAUUCGUCCAUAAGUUCCGUUCUGUCCGAAAAUUCUUCUAAUGUGGUCUGCAGUUGGAUAAUCGUACAAUUCACUCUGCUUCUGGGCAUUGUUGGCAAGCAGAUCGAGGCGGUCAAUUUAUCUAUUAAGAAAAUGGACGAUGUCAGAAGUGAUCUUGCUCAAAUUCCUGCAUUGAGGGUCAAUAGAUUGUUAGAGGAUGAAUCCGCUUGUCGACAAAUCAAGAACAUCAAGAGAAUUUACAUUGAAUUGUGGGAAAUUUCUGGAGAAAUAAACAAUUUGUAUGGACUAACUGUUUUGAUUUCUCUCCUGCUCUUUAGCUUCGAGAUCAUUGUCAGUUUACACAUGAUAUUCACACUGCCUCUUCUAAAAGCUUUAAGCUUUAUUUUUCUCCAUAUUGCGACAGGAAUGAUUGCCCCUUGGGGAAUUUUUUUGUUUUUGGUGCUAACUUCUGCAGUUUCCAAAACUACUGAUCUGAGUAAAAAAACAGGGCAAAUUAUUAGCUUACUGUCAAAUCGACGUCCGAUAAAUCCAAAAGUCAAGGAACAGCUGUAUAAAUUUUCGAAUGAUCUUUCGCAUUUUAAAGUAGAGUUUUCUGCUUAUGGAGCCUUACCAUUGGAUCGAGAUCUCUUAGGAAUUGUAAGUUCUGAUUUUUCUCAUAAUGAAAAUUAUUUUCUUAAUUAA
Messenger RNA from Cotesia congregata, 1203 nucleotides. The record is from the annotation of a GenBank genome assembly. NCBI's taxonomy places the organism in Eukaryota, Metazoa, Arthropoda, Insecta, Hymenoptera, Braconidae.